UGUUUAUUUUUUGAUUUAAAACGAUUGAAUCCAUUUUGUGUCAAAUUUUUUAUUUCUAAACUUUUUUUAAAAUGGGUUGUGAUGGCGGAACCAUUCCACGUCGUGAUGAACUCGUUCGAACCAAAAAGAAAAAAGAAGCUAAAGAUAAAGAAGCUGAAAUAGCUGCUAAAUGGAAAUAUUGUGCUAUAUCAUCGAAAGAUUUGACCAAACCAAUUGUUUCUUGUGAACUUGGUCGACUUUAUAACAAAGAUGCAGUCAUCGAAUAUUUGUUGAAUAAAGAGGCACCAAACUCAUCCUUGUUAAGUCAUAUUCGUAAUCUUAAAGAUGUGGUUACAUUGAAAUUGACACCAAAAUCAAAUGAUGAAAAAGCUUCGACAGAAUCAAACGGAACCAAUGAUUAUAAAUUUGUUUGUCCAAUCGUUGGUUUGGAAAUGAAUGGCAAAUAUAAAUUCAUGUAUUUUCGAACCUGUGGCUGUGUCGUUUCAGAAAGAGCCAUUAAAGAAGUGAAAAGUCAAGUCUGUUUAUCAUGUAAUAAACCAUUCACUGAUGAUGAUUUAAUUGUUCUCAAUGGUGAUGAUGACGAAAUCGAUGAUCUUAAAAAUCGCAUGACAAUCAGACGCAAUAAGCUUAAAGAAGAAAAAAAACGAAAAAGAAUGAAAAAUGAAGAUUCAAUAAAUGGUAAAGCUAAAAUGGCUAAAUCGGAUGAACCUGUUGCUUCAACAUCAUCAUCAACACAAUCAGAUAACGUGGUGAAAACAUCUUCACUAUCAGUUCUUUCGGAAAAGGCAUCGAAAAAUUAUUCUGUUAAUAAAGAUCCAAAUGCUAGCGAGGCAUAUAAAUCACUAUUCACAUCUCAUGAAAGCGCCAAAAAUAGGCCGAAAGCACAUUGGGUUACAUUUAAUCCAUGUUACAACUAAAAAAGUAACAAAUAUUUUGUAUUUAGAGCAUUUUUUUCAAAAUUAAACAAUAACACAUGAAUAAAAAACAAUUAUCAAUUAUCAACUUCAA
Dermatophagoides farinae (American house dust mite) is the source of this 1008-nucleotide messenger RNA. RefSeq names its product replication termination factor 2. NCBI's taxonomy places the organism in Eukaryota, Metazoa, Arthropoda, Arachnida, Sarcoptiformes, Pyroglyphidae. The record is from RefSeq and is a predicted model, not a curated record. Gene Ontology annotation, biological process: mitotic DNA replication termination. Gene Ontology annotation, cellular component: nucleus.